CGCUUUCCGUUAUUUCAGGAAGUGUUUGUGCUGUUGGUACCAAUUGCGCAGUAGUGCAGCACCACUGGUUCACAUAAAGAUAUUUAUUCUUUAACGUGGAUUAAAUUAAGGUCUAAAAAUGUCUGGGGGAACCCGUUUGGAGAACGCAAACCCUGUGAUUUUCCAGCGGUCGGGGGAGAGGCUGCUGACAGCGAACGAAGAGGAUGAAGACGUCCAUGACCCCAUCGACGACAGAGAAAUAUUCGAUCUGAUCAGAUCCAUCAACGACCCAGAGCAUCCUCUGUCUCUGGAGGAACUUAAUGUCGUGGAGCAAGUCCGAGUCAAGGUUAAUGAUGCAGAGAGCAUUGUGGGUGUUGAGUUCACACCCACCAUCCCUCACUGCAGCAUGGCAACACUCAUUGGUCUGUCAAUCAAAGUCAAGCUGCUACGCUCCCUGCCAGACAGGUUCAAAAUUGAUGUCCACAUCACUCCUGGGACUCACGCCUCAGAGGAAGCAGUGAACAAACAGCUGGCAGACAAAGAGAGAGUGGCUGCAGCUCUGGAGAACUCCUCGCUGCUGGAGGUGGUCAACCAGUGCCUGUCCACCAGGAGCAUCUGAGCAGCCAAUCAGCUUUGUCAUUUCCUGCUUUCAGCUACAGGUUGACAGCAGAACUGUUUGACAGCUGAGAUGUGUCUGCCAAGCUCUCUAUCCACUCAUCACCAAUCUUUGUGUGAAUAGCUGCAACUGGUGGACAUUAUGCAGCAAAGUCAAGAUCAUGCAGAGUUCAUACAGCCUGUUCGUGUUUCCUGGAGUAAAGGACAGGAAAACCCAAUGAACCCUUGAAUGCGUCCACCUAAAGAGAGUAAUAGAAACUUUUACUCAUCAUGCAGAAUAGUUUGGACAAAGCAGAGAAAUUAUACAUCCAUCUAUGAAUUUUAGGGUCAUCAGUGUGAAGAAGUUGAGAACCCAUUCAUUGCAAUUCCUGUUUUAUAUUAUUAAAUCUGUUAAGUAUAUUAAGUCUGCAGCAACAGUCCUAACCUGUAUAUAAUAUUAAUGCUUUUGACAUUUUAUUAAAGAUGUACAGCUCAGUAAUUAAAAAGA
Messenger RNA from Siniperca chuatsi (mandarin fish), 1081 nucleotides. It is a transcript of the gene ciao2b, whose product is annotated as cytosolic iron-sulfur assembly component 2B. The coding region runs from base 119 to 598 and encodes 159 amino acids. Gene Ontology annotation, biological process: iron-sulfur cluster assembly. The transcript has 5 exons. Gene Ontology annotation, cellular component: cytosolic [4Fe-4S] assembly targeting complex. The record is from RefSeq and is a predicted model, not a curated record. Lineage: Eukaryota; Metazoa; Chordata; Actinopteri; Centrarchiformes; Sinipercidae.